ACCUCACCGAGCGAGAGCUCUCUCAGUCAGCCAUGUAAAGUGCAGGCGACGGGAUCCUGUUCCCAGCGAAUAUUAUUCCUGAUCUUCAUAUUUCAGAUCGCAGUGAAACAUGGUUCAGUCCUGCUCGGCGUACGGAUGCAAAAACAGAUACCACAAAGAUAAAAACAUCUCCUUUCAUAAGUUUCCUCUGGCCCGGCCGGACAUCUGCGGGAAAUGGGUGACCGCUAUGAAGAGAAGAAACUUCAAACCCACUAAAUACAGCAACAUCUGCUCUCAGCACUUCACCAGAGACUGCUUUAAACGUGAAUGCAACAACCGUGUGCUGAAGGACAACGCCGUGCCUUCGCUCUUCACCUUCAGCAAACUACAGAUGCAGGCAGCGUCUCUGCAGGACUCCUUCAGCCCAGACAUGACCUUUCCUCUGAGCCUGCCUCUGUCUGAAGCGGAGGAGACGCCGGCGGCGGGGCGUCCGUCUGAAGACCAGCCCGGACCCAUCCUUCACACCAGCGCCUUCGUCUCCUGUGACCACAACUACACGGUGGAGGACACCGUCCAGCAGAAGAGACGCAUCGAGCAGCUGCAGGAGCAACUGGAGAAGCUGCGCAAGAGACUGAAGACGGUCCAGCAGAAGUGUCGGAGGCAGGAGAGACAGCUGGAACGCUUCCGGGCCAUGAGCGAGGUCCAGAGAGACGCGGCGCUCGGGGACAGCUACGUGAUCCUGCCCAAAGAGAUCUACGACGUUCUGAAGGGAAUAGAGACCAUCGGUGCGCUGUGAGAUCCAGAGAGUCACGUGGAAGAGGUUUUAGCUUUUCCUUUAGGAGUGCUUUUAAUUCUGUCAGUCGUGACUUGUGUUCUGAGUGUGUGUGAGCAUCAGGUUCAGCUGCUGGGUGUCUAUCGGAUCUGCUCACAGAUCUCUGUGGAACACAGUGUCCUUUUAGGAGAGGAUCGUCAGCUUCAGAGCAGAACUCGCUCAACAUGCAAUAACUGCGUGAGAGGAUUCAGGAGCGAUGGUGAUCGUCUGGUGCGCUCCGAGAAACCAAACCCUUUAGCACUAGUCCUGAGCUCAGAUGCCAGAGGAGCCGGUGGACCAGAGACUCUGUGACAAACCCUUCAGUAAAUCAGGUCCUCGUUAUCUGCAGAUUUGUGCAAAUGACCGCAGAUCAGUGUUCGUUCUGUUAUUAAAUGUUUUUUUUUUCUAAUUUAAACCUCUAGAAUUUAUACUGACUAGUUUAUUUUGAAUUGAUUAAUGUACUAAGAUGACCAAACUUCACUAAACAUGUUUUCAGUAGCCAUAGAGUCACAUAUCAAAGGGCUUUGAGCUGUUUCUCGUCGUUUUUCACCCCUUGCUGAUUCAUUUAUUAUUCACAAAACUUUAAUAACUGUGGAAUCGAUUCAAGCCAUAUAUGGGUAAAAAUAGAUUUUUUGCUGGGAAGACUUCAAUCAUAGUUGCCUUACGGUCACAGUGCAAUUGUUCAUAUGUUUGAGUGUUUCUCUCAUUCUUGACCUGAUCUUGUGCUUGAAUGAGUUUCAUGUCACGCUUUAUAACUGUCCUGUACACACACGCACACACACACGCACACACACACGCACACACUUAUGGUCAGUAGCUGGUCAGAUUUUAAAGACACCACCCUUACAAAACUCUAUACCACAAUAACGAAAGUAUCCACCAAAAUAUGAAUUACUACACUUGGAUCAUAACAAAUGAAAAUGAUAAAGUAUUCAAA
Molecule: messenger RNA, 1727 nt
Organism: Puntigrus tetrazona (Sumatra barb)
Lineage: Eukaryota; Metazoa; Chordata; Actinopteri; Cypriniformes; Cyprinidae
Gene: thap1
Product: THAP domain containing, apoptosis associated protein 1
Exons: 3
Coding region: 110-775 (221 amino acids)
Molecular function (GO): sequence-specific DNA binding
Source: RefSeq, a predicted model, not a curated record